AUGAGUAGUGGGCCAAUAAGGAGAAAAAUUGUUAUAGUUGGAGAUGGUGCAUGUGGUAAAACAUCUUUAUUAUACGUAUUCACGUUAGGUGAAUUCCCAACAGAGUAUCAUCCAACAGUGUUUGAGAAUUAUGUUACUGAUUGUAGAAUUGAUGGUAAAGCUGUACAAUUGGCUUUAUGGGAUACUGCCGGACAGGAAGAAUACGAAAGAUUAAGACCUUUAAGUUAUGCCAAUUCCCAUGUAUUAUUGAUAGGUUUUGCAAUAGAUCAACCUGAUUCUUUAGAUAGUGCAAAGACAAAAUGGGUUCAAGAAGUCCGGACUUAUUGUCCUAAUACUCCUUACCUAUUGAUCGGUUUGAAGAAAGAUUUAAGGAAGAAUGAACUAUCAAAAAAGUUUGUUCAAGUGGCUCAAGGUGAACAAGCAGCUGAUCAAAUUCAAGCUGAUAAAUACUUAGAAAGCUCUGCUUUAACAGGGGAAGGUGUAGACGAUAUUUUUGAAUUUGCAACCAGGUUGAGUUUAUUGGUUAAUGAAAAACCAAAAGAUUCGUGUUGUGUAAUUUUAUAG
Molecule: messenger RNA, 564 nt
Organism: Yamadazyma jaroonii
Lineage: Eukaryota; Fungi; Ascomycota; Pichiomycetes; Serinales; Debaryomycetaceae
Source: the annotation of a GenBank genome assembly